Molecule: messenger RNA, 4924 nt
Organism: Bombus pyrosoma
Lineage: Eukaryota; Metazoa; Arthropoda; Insecta; Hymenoptera; Apidae
Exons: 4
Coding region: 1449-2216 (255 amino acids)
Molecular function (GO): catalytic activity
Source: RefSeq, a predicted model, not a curated record
CCAGUCCCCGAACGUAGCCGCGGUCAAGGGAUGAAUGUUUUGUCUAACAAAGGUAUGGAAUAAUAGUAUAGCUCUCCUUAAAAAGAAAUAGUUGUAGCGGCACUCAACAGUAAACAUUCCAACUGUUUCUGACCCGUGGCUCGCUACACACAGACCUAUUCUUCGGGUAAAAUGGGUACCAUAUGUCGACGAAUCUCCACAGUACAUGUUUAGCUAGCCUGAGGGUCCGUUAUAAAUCUUAAGAUUUAGUUAACUAAAUCAUAAGUCCUUCAAACAGACAAACAGUCUUUGUCCCAACUACGGGAAGAUAGGGGAAAUCUAUUUUUUUUUUCACAAAUGACGCUUCCCGUUAGAAACUUCCCUCACUUUCCGAUCGAACGCUUUUCUUCACAAAUCCGAUGAUCUCGUGCCCUUAGACACACUCCAUCAUAGUUCUUCUCCACAGCGUCACCGUGACGGAGAGACACUCUCUCGUACGAUCUCAUCAACGAUUUAAGUAACGAUUUAAGUUACGAGCAGUAAUUACUCCACGUUUUAACAUAGUGUCCAACUUAGACUUCGACGGAAAUUCGCUAUCCUGUUGACCGCGGGUUCGUUAUCGAACCUGAGGACGUUGUCAUUAGUGUCGCGAGUGCCUAAUCACUGCGGUUAAAUGUCCACACUAUAAUAUCUCUACUUGUGUUAAUAAACUUUACCUUUGUUGUACCGCACCGAUGGCUAAUUCCAGUGAAGAUUCAUUAAACGCCCCUAACCCCAGUCCUAAUGUAAAUCCGACACAUAUUUAAGAGAGUAAGGGUAAAGAGCAUGGACCAGAAAGUCUAAUCACAGAUACAUAAUAAGACAUGUGAAAUGUUGGGUUUCUUGAAAAUUAAAUGUUAUAGAUACUAUUGAUACAGCAAAUCAUUCACAGGUGAAAGUCUGUAUUGAGAAAGAUUGAGAGAACAGUCCCAAAAAACAAAAGAAAGAGAUAUGUCUAGAUAACAGGGGGUAUCUUCAUUACAUUAUAUCAACUAGAUUCCUGUUCCUGUUUAUUAUUGAAAUGCAGACUUUGGAGGAACUAGGCAUAUGAUGGGUUCAUGAAGACCAUUUCCACCACAAUUUAUUUUGCCAGAUAUGUAUAGAUUAUGUCCGCCUCCAAAUCCUAGAUUUAGGCCAAUAUAUUAAUGGAAGAUGUAUAAUGAAUGGAGAAUUAAUGUUUUAUUGUACAAUACAUGAACGUAUAGUAUUUGCUGCAUCAAAUAUUAGAUAUUGUACAAAGAUUAAACAUUCUUCAAGAUAUCCUAGUCAAAUAGAUGCUUCUAACGACUGAACUGUUUACCUUCAUCUGUCUUCGAGGCGUCGCGCACACACUUCCACACACUGAUACUCGCAUACAAGUAUUCUUACUGCGCGUUUAACUUAGUCCAGCACAGAAAAUUAUACAUAUCUCAACAUACUGUUCCCCUAAUAUGAACAGACAGGAGUUCGACGGCUAUAUAACGGAACUGGAGGAAGCCAUAAAGGAUGGCAGGAGAAGAGCCCAGGCGCUAGUGGCUGGCGACUUUAAUGUGAAGUCCACUGCCUGGGGAGGAAGGAGGACAGAGUCGAGGGGGACGUAUCUGCUCGAUGCAAUUACGAAAAACGAGCUGAUGCCGAUUAGGACGACGGGAGCAUACUCCUUUGCCAGGAAUGGAAAAACAAGCAUCCCUGACAUUUUGUGUGUGAGCAGACGAAUGAGGCAGAGUUGGGAAAAGAGUGCCGUUUUGGAUUGGUACUCUGCCUCUGAUCAUAGUUAUUUAUUUCACGUAUUUUUAAUGAAUAGGAAGAGACAGAUCGGGGGUAGUUUUAAUUUUAAAUACUCGACUAGGAAUGCUGAUGAGGGUAAAUUCCUGAGCAGAUUUGAUGGAUAUUUUAAUUUUCUGGACAAUGACGACGCGAAACACGGCGACCAAUUCCAGGAACGACUGGAACGUACGUGUGCCGAUGAAUUGAAGAGGAUUCUACCGCCUCGUGGGAGAAGAAAUUGUAAUUAUUGGUGGAACGACGAGUUGUCCGAGUUGAGAAGGGCAACUCUAAGAUCGAGAAGAAAAGCUCAGCGGGAAGUAGCAGCUGGUAGAGACAACGGUGGCCUGGUAAACGAAUUUAAGGAGGCCACGAAGAGGUUGAAAAGAGCGAUCGAGCGCAGCAAGGACGAGAAGUGGAAGGAGUUCUGUGCAACCUUGGAACAGGAUUCCUGAGGGAAGCCGUAUCGGGUAAUAAGAGUCAAAAUGACACGUAACGGUCCACCGGAGUGUCUUAGCAGGGACAGGGUUGCGAGGAUUCUCGAUGACCUUUCCGUCACUAGUCGAACGGAGCAGUUGGAGGAUGGCCAUAGUUCUCGCAUCCUGCAGAUGCAAGGAGAGGAGUUACGGGACCUGCGGUCGGCAUUGGAGAGUUGUGACCCGAAAAAAGCUGCGGGUCUGGAAGGGGUGCCUGAACUGAUCGUCAAGAUUGUAGGGAAACAACGGCCUGUGCGGCUCCUGGACCUAUUUAAUAGCAUAUACAGGGCCGGACGGAUCCCGGCGAUGUGGAAGGUGGCGAGGGUAGUUCUUUUACCAAAAGCGGCAAGAGAUCCGCUGUUGUCAUCUUAAUAUAGGUCGAUCAGCAUACUGCUAGCCAUGAGCAAGGUCUGGGAGCAUACGUGCAAGAUCCAUAUAGAAAAGUGCCUAGGGAGGGACCCCUUCCAUAGGGGACAAUAUCGAUUUAGGAGACGCAAGAGCACGAUCGACGCAUUGAGCAGAGUUUGUGGAAUUGUGGAUCUAUGCCGGAAGAGAGGACUGGUCUGCGUUUUGGUCGCCUUGGACAUCAAGAAUGUCUUCAACACAUUGAGUUGGAAGAGGAUUCUCGUGGAGGCUGAAAAAAGGCGUUUACCGGGCCAGCUGCUAGGAAUUUUAGACGAAUAUCUUUCGAAUAGGAGAAUAAUUGCCUACUGCCGAGAUGGAGAAGUUAAGAGGAACGUAUAUGCGUUUAUUACGAUGCGGGAGUGACAGGAGAUCGGGGACAGGGUCCGCGGACUGGUCAGGCUGGUCACUGAUUGGUGUAAGGACACAAGGCUUUAACUGGCAUUGGUCAUAAGUCAUCCUGCUUACCGGGAAGCGCGUUCCAAAAAUUUUUAAUUUGGGCGUGGGUGGUAGAGAGAUCACCACCAAAAAUUCGACGAAAUUUAUGAUAACAUAUUUAGUGGAAACACGCGUAGACGAUGCGGAGCAUGCGUUGUUACAGUGCCCUAAGUGGAUCCUCGAUAGGGCCGAACUGGAGAGCUGUGUUGGCAUUGAUGACGGGAAAUAUUAUUGAGGAGAUAAUUAAGAAAGAGGACAACUGGAAUAAGUUCCAGGCAUUAUGCAAAAGAAUUAUGACGGCGAGACAUAAACAGGAAAUGGACGUAGAAAGGAGGAGAAGAAUAAGAGCUAACAGAAAUAGUAAUUGAUAAAAUGUAGCGAUAGGGUAUAAGUUAGGGCCAACCCAGAAGUAAUGCCGAAAGGCAAUUCCGGGAUUGGUACCUGUACCAUAAGAAGAGCGGAAAGAGGAGGGGUUUUUAGUGGGUAUGGCGACCGUCCCACUUAACCCAAUGACGCGGGCACUGGGUAUGCAUAAUUGCAUUUUCCCCUCCUCGCGAAAAAAGAAAAAGAAAAAAAGGCCCCACGCCGCAGUCGAGAACGGAACACAACCAUGCAACGGAAAAGGGAAAGAAAUGAUUCAUGUUUGCCGAGUUCGAUGUACUAUUGCUUCGAGGUACCGAAGUAACAGUUCGAUGAACAGUUUAAUUGUGCGACCGCGAGACCAAUUUGAUACCUUUGUCGAAUGGACAGCUAAUGCAUUGUGAAGUCUCCAAAGUCCACAACGCCAAGUUGUUGUUCAAUUUAAGAUACAUAGGCUUUUGUUGAAAGCAGGAACGGUAUUGGAACGUUUCGAUAGUACCUUUCUAGGGCAAACAUUGAAUCGUGGAAACGAAAACCACGUCUACGCAAAGAGUACAGGAGAGAAAUUCCUAGCAUCGAAAAUAAUUAUGUAUUUAUUAGAAAUAAAAAUAUUGUGAUGAUGUUUAGUACAAUAUAAUAUUAGUAAGUAUUAAUUUAUAAUAAAAGUACAUAAUGUUAGGAUUACUGCACCAGAUUACGUGUAGUUUUGAGGUGGAUAUAUCGGUAGGUGAUAGUAUUGCUGCUGGUGUAUAGGUCGCUGUGAGGUACUACUGUUUUCUUUUUCUUCAGGUGUCGUGGAAGAAAAAUCGGACUACCAGUGCUGGGAUUUGAACCUGGGUCUUGAAAGUUCGUAACCAACGGCACUAACCACGGCUCUACCUUCCUUCAUUUCAAAGGAAGCUUAGUCGGUCACUGUAUAAGAAUGACCCUGCAUAAAUUGUUUGUCCCUUGACAAGUUUAGACAAAUGGAGUUUUGCUGUAUCAGAAAACAUAGUGCACGAUAUCAAUGGAUAAGAAAAAAAGCGACAUUAAAUGAUGCUAUUGAGGUGUAUAGGUCGUCCGUAAUAGGUGCGGCUGCCUAGUGUAGAGGCCGCUGGCUGAGAUAGGUUCGGUGGCCGGUGCAGAUGUUGCUGCUGGGGUACUGCUGUUUUUCUUCCAUUUUUAAUGCGUAGAAGAAAAAUCGGACUCCAGUGGUCGCUGGGGGAUUCCAACCCGGAUUCCGAACGUUCGUAACCUAAGGCGCUAACCACUGUGCUGCCGUCGUCUGACACUAGUUAGUGUCGAGUGGUGGUCUUUGCUGUCGAGUGCCGCCAUACUAUUAUUACAACUAUGAGACCAGUCAAGACACUUUAAAAAUCACAUGAUUGAUUUCUUGAGCGACGAAGAUACAUGAUAGCAGUAGCAAUGGACCAAAUCGAGAAAUCGAUAGCGAAUAGUUUUUGCCGCUAGAAAACAACGUUACAAAAUUACACAUUUCAUUUACUACC